AUGAAGGGAGUGAAAGGAAGGCUACUGAAGAAAUUGAAGACAAUUAAAACAAUUGGGCAUUUGAAACCAGAAAGAAUUCUUCAGGUAAAUGCAUUUGAAGGCUAUGUAUAUACUUCACCACCCAAAUCCAAUUCUGUGCCCCGGAAACCCCUGGUUUCCAUUCAAGAAAAUCCCAAGAAUGUUGUGGAGAAUGAUGGAUUGAUGAUGCAAGAACCAGAGAUCAUUGAUGUUACAGAGCUUAUGAAGGAUCUUGAAGAUCAAGAAUUUGAAUUCGAUGGUGAUAUCAACGAUAAGGAGAAUGUCAAACCCGAAAAGAAGUCGAAAAUCCCAGAUGAUUUUGUAGAAAAUUCAAAGGAUAAGGUUUUGGAAUCUACAGAAGAAUUUCGUAAAGAUGAUGAAAAGCAGGUCCCUUUACAAGAGAUUGAUGUGUCUUUGUUCAGGCAGCCAGAUUUGGACUCAGGAUCCCUUUUCCACCCGAAUCUUCUUGCAGCCUUUGAGCAGGCAGUUAUGGAAGUUAAAGCUCAAGAUAAGGCAGAGAGAAGGGUUCAAAUUGAGGAAAUAAAUUGUCAAGAAAUCGAUGAAGGCCCCCUUUUAAAGUCAAGGAAAAUCGAGGAAAUUGCAGAUCCUCUACUAGAUUAUGAAGACAAGUGUCCACCAGGGGGUACAGAUACAGUUAUUCUCUACACCACAGGCCUUAGAGGGAUACGAAAGACAUUCAACGACUGUCAUAGAAUCCGAACUCUAUUGGAGAACCUGAGGAUUUCUUUCUACGAGAGGGAUAUAUCGCUGCAUUCAGAGUAUAGGGACGAGUUGUGGAAGAUUUUGGGUGAAAAAGUACUGCCUCCAAGGCUGUUCAUAAAGGGAAGGUACAUUGGAGGAGCUGCAGAGGUUUUGGUAUUGCAUGAACAAGGAAAGUUAAAGUCACUUCUUGAAGGAAUUCCUAUUGAUAAAUCUGAAGGACCAUGUGAUGGUUGUGCUGGAAUAAGGUUUAUCGUGUGUUUUAGCUGCAAUGGAAGUCGAAAAAUUGUUCCUGAAGGGAAUGGUCAGGUAAUGAAAUGCUCAGAAUGCAAUGAGAAUGGAUUGAUUAUAUGUCCAUUUUGUUGUUGA
Messenger RNA from Fraxinus pennsylvanica, 1107 nucleotides. The record is from the annotation of a GenBank genome assembly. NCBI's taxonomy places the organism in Eukaryota, Viridiplantae, Streptophyta, Magnoliopsida, Lamiales, Oleaceae.